Lepus europaeus (European hare) is the source of this 494-nucleotide messenger RNA. Its product is annotated as eukaryotic initiation factor 4A-like. Bases 131 to 481 code for a protein of 116 amino acids. The record is from RefSeq and is a predicted model, not a curated record. Lineage: Eukaryota; Metazoa; Chordata; Mammalia; Lagomorpha; Leporidae. The transcript has a single exon.
CUCUACCUUUCAAACAAAUAAAUAAAUAAAUCUUUUUUUAAAAAAACCAAAAUGCCAAAAAGCCUUUUCAGUCGGGUGUUGGCUGGCUCUUCAGACAUGUCUGGUGGCUCUGUGGACCACAACAGAGAACAUGGCGGUGCGGAGGGGAUGGACCCCCGACAUUGUUAUCCAGAUCUAUGAGGAUGAGAUUGUGGAUAACUUUGAGGCCAUGAAUUUCAAGGAGUCUCUUCUUCGUAGCAUCUAUGCUUAUGACCUUGAGAAGCCUUUAGCUGUUCAGCAAAGAGCUAUUAUUCCUUGCAUUAAAGAUCCAGAAGGUAAUUCUGGUGCUUGGAGACUAUAUUGGAGCAUUGCGUUAGUGGAACAAAUGUCCGAAACGAAAUGCAAAAAUUGCAGGCAGAAGCACCAUGUACUGUUGUUGGUACACAAUGGAGAGUAUUUGACAUGUUACACAGAAGAUAUCUGUCUCCAAAAUGGAUCAUAGUGUUUGUUUGGGA